UAAAAUUGACGUUUUAAUAACCUCAAAUUUUGAUUCAAUAUUGUUCGUUGCAUUUAUGAAUAAAAACAUAUUAGCAUAACUUUCACUUAUUCAAAGUUCUUCAUGUAUAACUGUUUUCCAUGACGCUGCAACUACUACUACUAUUACCAACUGAAAAUUGUUCACAUUAUUUCAGUUUUCGUCGCCAUUGUACGUUCUUACGUAGCGAAUACCGUUAUACGGAGUGGGGAUUGCGACGCGCGAGGGGGGUAGUACGUAUCAGCGCCGUUGGAGCGCGAGUUCACUCUGUCACUCGGUCAUUACGGUAUUUCUAUACAGCGCGUCCUACAUUCGCGAUCGUGAAAGAAAGAAUGACAAUGCCCGAAAAAACACAAUUUCAGCGUCUUCCUCGAUCCGUGGUUCCUAAACAUUAUGAUUUGGAAUUAAUUCCGAACCUUGGGAAAUUCACAUUCACGGGAAAAACAGCAGUGAAAGUUUCGGUCUUGAGAUCAACUAGUGAAAUAGUGCUGAAUUGUUUGGAUUUAGAGCUUAACAAUGUCAAACUGCAAUAUGAAGGUGGUUCAGAGCCCAUCACCCCAAUCGAAGUUCGGCUUAACACUGCAGACGAAACUGCGACAAUUUUAUUUGACCGCCCACUUGAGGAAGGAGAGGCGACGCUGCAUUGCGAGUUUAAAGGCGAGAUCAACGACAAAAUGAAGGGCCUCUACCGCAGCAAGUACCUGACCCCUAGUGGCGAAGAGCGUUAUGCGGCUGUCACGCAGUUUGAAGCCACAGAUGCUCGUCGCUGUUUUCCCUGCUGGGACGAACCUGCCAUUAAAGCUACAUUUGACAUUACUCUCGAAGUACCUGCUGACCGAGUAGCUUUAUCCAAUAUGCCUGUCAAAGAAGAGAAACUAAAGGGAGAGCUCAAGAGAAUUCAUUACGACACUACUCCUAUAAUGUCCACUUACCUUGUAGCUUUUGUUGUGGGUGAAUAUGACUAUGUGGAGAAAAAGUCACGUGAUGGUGUUUUAGUGAGAGUGUAUACACCAGUAGGUAAGAGCAAACAGGGUUUGUUUGCUCUGGAAGUGGCUGCAAGAGUACUCCCUUAUUAUAAGGAGUAUUUCGAUAUAGCCUAUCCUUUGCCAAAGAUUGACUUGAUUGCUAUAGCUGAUUUCUCUGCUGGUGCUAUGGAGAAUUGGGGCUUAGUGACAUACAGAGAGACUUGCUUGCUAGUGGAUGAAGAACACACUUCAGCUGUAAGGAGACAGUGGAUAGCUUUAGUAGUGGGCCAUGAGCUGGCUCACCAGUGGUUUGGCAACCUGGUCACCAUGGAGUGGUGGACACAUCUUUGGUUAAAUGAAGGUUAUGCAUCAUUUGUGGAAUUCCUCUGUGUCAAUCAUCUGUUCCCUGAAUAUGAUAUUUGGACUCAAUUUGUUACAGAAAAUUAUAUCAGAGCAUUAGAAUUGGAUUGUUUGAAAAACUCCCAUCCCAUAGAAGUUCCUGUAGGGCAUCCAUCAGAGAUUGAUGAAAUAUUUGAUGACAUAUCAUACAACAAGGGUGCAUCUGUAAUCCGCAUGCUUCAUAAAUACAUAGGGGAUGAUGACUUCCGUAAAGGCAUGAACAUUUAUCUCACAAGACAUCAGUACAAAAAUACAUUCACUGAGGAUUUAUGGGCUGCUUUGGAAGAGGCUUCUAAUAAACCCGUUGGAGCUGUUAUGUCUACAUGGACCAAACAAAUGGGAUUCCCUGUAGUAGAGGUGAGCUCAGAACAAAUAGGCUCUGACAGAGUUCUAAAGCUGACACAGCAGAAAUUCUGUGCUGAUGGCAGUCAAGGUGGGGAUACACUUUGGAUGGUGCCAAUUACAAUCUCAACACAGGAGCAACCUUCUAAGGUAGCACUUUCCACUGUGUUAGAAAAGAGGCAACAAGAAGUUGUCUUGAAAGAUGUAGCAGAAUCUUCUUGGGUUAAACUUAACCCUGGUACAGUGGGAUACUAUAGAACUCGCUACCCAGCCUCAAUGCUGGCGCAGUUGGUAACAGCCAUCCGCGACGGGUCGCUACCGCCACUUGAUCGUCUAGGUCUCCUGGAUGACUGCUUCGCCUUAGUGCAGGCUGGCCAUACGCCGACCGCCGAGUCUUUGAAACUUAUUGAAGCUUUUACUAACGAAACAAACUUCACUGUGUGGUCUUCAAUUUCCAAUUGCUUGUCAAAACUGAGUGCCUUAUUUUCGCAUACACCCCUUGACAAGCCCUUAAAGAACUAUGGUCGCAAGCUAUUUUCGAACAUAACUCGACGCUUGGGUUGGGAUGCUGAGGAAAAAGAGAGCCAUCUUGACACAUUGCUCCGAAGUUUGGUUCUCAACAAAAUGAUCAGCUUUGAAGACCCAGACACUAUUAAAGAAGCAAAGAGCCGCUUCGAAAAGCACAUAUCGGGUGCGUGCACUCUGCCGGCGGACCUACGGUCGGCGUGCUACCGCGCGGUGCUCGCCGACGCGGACGAGGCCACGUUCCAGCGUUUCCUGGAGCUGUACCGUGCUGCCGAUUUGCAUGAGGAAAAGGACCGCAUUAGUCGCGCGCUUGGUGCUGUUAAUGAUCCGACACUGCUGAAAAAAGUCCUCGACUUUGCUAUCUCGGAUGAAGUGAGGUCUCAAGAUACAGUUUUCGUCAUAGUUUCGGUGGCGGUCAGUAAAAAUGGUCGUGAUCUUGCUUGGGAGUUCUUCAAAGACCAUUGGCAACAAUUUAUGGACAGAUACCAGGGAGGCUUCUUGCUCGCUCGAUUGGUAAAGUCUACUACGGAAAACUUCGCUUCUGAGACGAGUGCGCAAGAGAUCGAACAGUUCUUCCGUACUCACCAGUCUCCCGGCACGGAGCGGUCAGUGCAGCAAGCUCUCGAGACCGUGCGACUCAACGCAGCCUGGUUACGCCGGGACCUCGCUUUGACCACGGCAUACCUGCAACCCUACCAUUGACCGCAACCGGUAUAUCCCCAGUAACUUACCGAUUCUAAGCUAUGAUGUAGAGUAAAAUAUAACGUGUCGCCGAUAAAUACUAUUUUUGUUAUAUUAUCAAUAGUAAAUUAUUUUCAGGACCAAAUGACACAAGACUGAAAAAACUACAACGAAAUCUACAGAAAUGUUGCAUCUAGCAUUAUUUAUUUCCAAUUACGAAAUUUAACAUUAUUAUGAAUGGCUCAACAAUUCAGUGUCCACUAUUCGACUGUAGCUAGCUGUAAAUUACGAGAUAAUGACAACUAAAUAUGCGGCAAAGACUCGCUCUCUCUGGGACCAGUCAUUGGCUCUGAAUACGCGUGCGUGUAUAUCUAGUGCGAUUAGGAGAGACGUGGUCAGCCUUGCUGUCAUUUUUUAAACUUUUUAUUUUCCCCAUAUUUUAGUUGUUCCCAUCUUUAUCUUUGGUGAAGUAUACAGAGACGCGGGGAACGAAUGUUUUUCAAAGUUAUGUUGGAAAUCAGAGCACCUUGAGGUGCUUUCUGGAUCUGUAUCCCCGCACGGCAGCAUGUUGAUUGAUGUUUUAAUAUUUGGAAGACUGACGUAUCUACUAAAAGUGUCGGUAAUCCUCUAAACCGCGUAAUCCUCUCUCUACUAAAGCAGAAACUAGUAGACACAGUCGGCAUGAGUUUAUCAUGGAGGCGCUAAGUUUUAGACGCUCAUAAUCUGUAUUAUAUCGGCGCACCACUUUAUGCAGUAAAGAAGAGUUCUCAGUCCUAUGCCCUCAGAUACCGCUCUUCGUACACGUUCGAUCAAUUGAUUAAUAGUGUCAAACCAUUGCGCUAUGCUUCUUGGUCUGGUGACUCAAAGGUUUUCAAUCUGUCUGAUUUAUCUGCAUUCAAUAUCCUAUUUAAGCUUUGCAAAAGUGGUGAGAAAGAUUGGAUCCGUCUAUCUCAUACUGACUGGUCAUGGGCUAUCUUCUUCAAUAGGGAGAUGAGGAUGUACUAUGAGAAGUAUCUUUCUACAUGCUCAUCACCAAAGUGUUGCAUUAUCAAAUCUAUUAUCGUUGUAUCAAAAUAUCGCCUUAAAAUAUAGUUAACCCUCCCAUUGAGUUGAAUAUUGGAGAAAUAUCACUUCUUACCCAAAUAAACAAAAUUUCAGGAAUCACCACUUCACGUAAUGAUCUCUCAUAAACAAAUUCACGCGUUUUUCUGUGUUAUACGGUUGGUUCGAGUUAUUGGGAAUUGUUGUUAAAUUGGUAGUUAACUGUAGUUUUAUUAAAGUUAGUAGUAAGCAGUCAGGCAGACCUUUUAAAAAGUUGAUUUUAUUGUUAAUUCGCAAGUUAGUAAUUUUGAUCGAAACUACAAAUUAAAGCUGUGUAGAUUUACUAUUAACCGAUUUUAGUAAGAGUGGUAGCGCAUAGAGUAGUUUACAUUCAAUAUUAUUUCUAAAUAAGCCAUUCUUGCAUGUACUUGUUUUUUAUUACAAAACAAUUAAAGUUACAAAUAUUUAUCCUUACCUAAUAUUGUUUUUUUUUUAAUAAAAUAUUAUGUUAAGAGGCUUGUAACACUGGUGUCAAUCACCUCGUAAAAUAUUUAUGUUUUCUGUAAAACUUAUUUUCCGCCUGGUAGCAAGACCUUUCAGGCUUUUUCCGUGCAUUAUAUUUUGUAAAUGUGUAUAAAUAUUAUUUAAUUUUUGUUGAUCAUAUCGAGUGUUUUACAUCGGUGCUGAGUGCAGUUUUGUUUAGUUUCAGUUCUGUAGUGACAUAAUUCACUAAUUGAAGUUUGUGCAAUUCUUUCAUAUUUAAAAAUUACAUUUUAUGAAAUGUAAUCUAUUUAAAGGUAUUCUAAUGCACAUUAUUUUACUUCUAACAAUCUGCAUAUAAAGAAUUAUGUUUUAAGUAUUUUAAUUUGCCUUGAGUACCUUAAAUUGUUGCUUUUGUUAGUAGUAAAUAAUGGGUGUUAAAAUCAUUCCUGGUUAUUUAAUUAUUGACAUGCAAGCUUAGUCAAAAUUGUGAUUUUGGGGCUAAUACAAUAUAAAGUUACCAUUAGUAUCGCAUUUGUUGUCAUCACUGAUUUGUUUUGUAAGACUGUGUUAUCGCAAUAAAUCGUACAAAAUA
Messenger RNA from Spodoptera exigua (beet armyworm), 5046 nucleotides. NCBI's taxonomy places the organism in Eukaryota, Metazoa, Arthropoda, Insecta, Lepidoptera, Noctuidae. The record is from the annotation of a GenBank genome assembly.